GGGCCUGUUUUGCUCUCGUCUCCUCAAUGGGGGAUUCCUCUGUCUUUCACUCCUUUCAGACAGCCAACGCCGGGCCUGUGCCUGGAGCGGAGCAGACAGACUUUGUGUGCCGUGGAGCAGAAAGAAUAGGCUGCGACAUUCCUGUAGCUUAGAGACCGUUAGUCCCUUUCAAAGUCCCAGCUCCAUUUGAAUGUAACUCAGCCUCUAGCUCUGCUUUGCCCUCAUGGAGAGCGGCGGGUGGGAAGAGCUGGAUUAUUUUUACCCAUCGGCAGUUGAGUUUGCACAGCAGAGUUCUCACGCUGUCCGGACAACGGGGAAUUAGGACAUUUCGGCAGACAAGUGGAAAGUUCCUUAUUGGCGAAGGAGAGGAAAGGAAUUUCUUCGGCUCUUCUCUAAAUCCUGGUGGCCAGAGGAGCAGACGAAACAACAGGUGAGAGGGCCAUGGUGGCCCUCAUGAAGUUGAAAUGUUAAAAUUCUCUGCCAUGCCAGUGGUACUGCUCUACUACUUGAUUCUCUGGGGCCGGAUAGCUGACGUUCAGGGCACAGAAGAGCCUGACUUAUACCAUGGUUGUUUGGAAGGUAGUUGUUACCCGGCCACAGGAAACCUGCUCAUUGGGAGGACCCAAAGCCUGAGCACGACAUCAACAUGUGGCCUGGAAGAGCCUCAAGAGUACUGCAUUGUCAGCCAUCUUCAGGACUCUGAGAAAUGCUUCAUUUGUGACUCACGCUCAUCCUCCUUCCGUGAGAGCCACCACAUUGAGAAUGUCAUCUACCUUACUGGCCAGAAUGGUGAACAGACCUGGUGGCAGUCUGAGAAUGGUGUAGAGCAGGUCAGCAUUCGAUUGGACCUGGAAGCUGAAUUCCACUUUACUCACCUCAUAAUGAAAUUUAAGACUUUCCGUCCUGCAGCCAUGCUCAUUGAGCGCUCAUCAGAUUUUGGACAAAGCUGGAAAGUUUACCGCUACUUUGCCUUCAAUUGCUCCAAGCUCUUCCCAGCAGUUCCCACUCAGAUCCCAACACAUGUCAAUCAAGCAAUGUGCGACGAGCGAUAUUCCGAGAUUGAGCCCUCCAGCUAUGGUGAAGUCAUUUUCAAGGUACUAGACCCUGCUGUGAAAGUAGAAAACCCCUACAGCCAGGAAAUCCAAGAUUUGUUACGUGUCACCAACUUGCGGGUGAACUUCACAAAGCUGCAUACGCUGGGAGACAAUUUGUUAGACUCACGAUAUCAAGUAUUGCAGAAAUACUACUAUGCGGUAUAUGAGAUGGUGCUCCGAGGAAGCUGCUUCUGUUAUGGACAUGCCUCCGAGUGUGCCCCCUUCACAGGAUCAGCUAACCCGGUUGAAGGCAUGAUCCAUGGACGAUGUGUCUGUAAGCACCACACGAAGGGUCUCAACUGUGAGCUCUGCAAGGAUUUCUAUCAGGACUUGCCUUGGAGUCCAGCCGAGGUCCACGAUCCACACGCUUGCAAAGAGUGCAACUGCAAUGAACAUUCUCACCGGUGCCACUUCGACAUAGCCGUGUACCUGGCUACAGGUAACUCCAGUGGUGGGGUCUGUGAUGAGUGCCAGCACAACACCAUGGGCCGCCACUGCCAGAACUGCAAGCCGUUCUUCUACCGCAACCCACUGGCUGACAUCAGGGCCAAAACAGCAUGCAUUCCCUGUGACUGUGACCCAGCAGGCACUUUGGAUGGAGGUGUGUGUGACAGUCACACAGACACAACGCUGGGCAUGAUUGCGGGACAGUGUCGCUGCAAAGAGGACGUCAGAGGUGUGCGUUGUGACAGCUGCAAAGAAGGCUUUUACGGCCUGAGCCUCAGUCAUCCUCUCGGCUGCCAACCCUGCAGGUGUGACCCUCGUGGGAUUACCACAGAUAGCAGCCCCUGCGAUCAGAUCAGCGGUGAUUGCUAUUGCAAGCGUUUUGUAACUGGGCAAUACUGUGACCAGUGUUUGCCUGAAUACUGGGGUUUGAGCUAUGAUGUGGCAGGCUGCCGAAGCUGUGCUUGUGAUUUUGGAGGCGCCUACGACAAUAGAUGCUCUACGAAUGAUGGCCAGUGUCCCUGUCGGCCCCACCUUAUAGGCCGUCAGUGCAAUGAUGUGCAGCCAGGGUUUUUCUGUAUGCCCUUGGACUACUACAUGUAUGAAGCCGAACGUGCCACCGGUCUUCCUCCAACCCAUCAAGACCUCCCAGGUACCUUGCGGCCCGAAUCGCCUGUGGAUUGUGUGGAAUAUUACAACGGAGUCCAGAAUGGGCGCAGAGUGAGGCUGAGGCGCCAGCACAGCACAAUAAGACUCUUGCAGCAGCGAGGGGCGCUCUCCCGAGCCCGGCAGCUUCAACAAAAGCCUGAUGUGGAAGUUGUAGAGCGUGAGCACACAGGCCAUAUGAUCACAUGGACAGGCCCAGGCUUCGCCCGUGUGCGUGAUGGGGCUGGACUAUCCUUCCACAUUGACAACAUUCCUUACCCAAUGGAAUAUGACAUCUUGUUCCGCUAUGAGCCUGAGUCCACAGAAGAUUGGGAAGUUGUUGUCAGUGUCAGCUCACAGGCCCUACCAGUGAGUCCACGUUGUGGCAAUGUGCUGCCCUCUGAGCAGGUGUAUCAAGGGAGCUUGCCCCACACCUCCAGAUACUUGCUCCUGCCACGGCCCUUCUGCUUUGAGCCCAAAAAUCAUUACAAGAUUGUUGUGCGGUUCCAACGAGCAGGCGUGGCACAGCGCCAUCCUGCGGCCUUCAUCCUUGUGGACUCGCUGGUUCUUUUACCUCACGUGACAGAACUACCUGGUUUCCAUGGUAACGAUCCAGCUUCUGUCGAGCGCCGGGAGGCCCUGGAACAUUACACAUGCCUGGAAUUAUUUCGCAUGGCCACCAUGCCUGACCUUCCUGAGACUUGUGCCCACCUGCUCUGCAGCAUUUCUGCCCUGAUCCACGACGAGGCUCUGCCCUGCCAAUGUGACCUCCAGGGUUCCACCAGCAGUGUCUGCCACAAACUGGGAGGACAGUGCCAAUGUAAGCCCAAUGUUAUGGGUCGGCAGUGUGACCGGUGUGUCCCAGGCACUUACGGAUUUGGACCUUAUGGCUGCAGCUCCUGUGCUUGUUCUGCUGAGGGCUCGAUCUCCAAAAUCUGUGACCCAAUAAGUGGGCAAUGCCGAUGCCAGCAGGGUAUUGUGGGACGCCAAUGUGAUCAGUGUCCACCAGACCAGUGGGGCUUCCCUCACUGCCGUCCUUGUCACUGUAAUGGGCACGCAGAGAAAUGUGAUUCACACACCGGAGCCUGUCAACAAUGCCGAGAUUAUACAGCAGGCCGCCAUUGUGAAAGGUGCCUCGAUGGAUACUAUGGAGACCCAGUCCUGGGAUCAGGGCAACAGUGUCGGCCGUGUCCUUGUCCUGGAUAUCCAGGAUCUCGGCACUAUCACGGCAUUUCGUGCCAGGCUGACAGAGAAACAAACCAGAUAGUUUGCUUAUGUGCUCCUGGCUAUACAGGGCCACGAUGUGAUUGCUGUUCCCCCGGCUAUUUCGGAAACCCUGGGCAGGAAGGUGGUGCCUGCCGCCCUUGUCAGUGCAACAAUAACAUUGAUCCCAGUGACCCCGAGGCCUGUGACCCACAUACUGGCCAGUGUCUACAUUGCCUUUACAACACUGAUGGACCCCACUGUGCCGAAUGUCAGCCUGGCUACUAUGGCAAUGCCUUUCAACGGAGCUGCCGACGUUGCACUUGUAAUGAACUGGGCACUUUGCCCACCCACUGCUCUGAAGGCAUUUGCCGUUGCAAUCAAACUACAGGCCAUUGCCCCUGCCGUGCCAACGUGGUGGAAAAGAACUGCGACAGAUGUGCCCAGAACUUCUGGGGUUUUGGCAGCAACUUGGGCUGCCAGCCAUGUAACUGUGAUCCAACCCAUUCGUUACGUUCAGACUGCAAUAUGUUUACAGGGCAAUGCCAUUGCCAGCCAGGUUUUGGAGGUCGUGUUUGUUCUCAUUGCCAAGAAAAUCAUUGGGGCGACCCAGAAGAGCAGUGCUUAGCUUGUCAAUGUGACCCGAUCGGUUCAGAGAGCCCGCAGUGUGACCGCCUCACUGGACAUUGUUUAUGCCGUGGUGGCUUUAUGGGGAGAAACUGUAACCAGUGCCAACGUGGCUUCCAGAAGAACUUCCCCCACUGUUCUCCCUGCCAUAUGUGCUUCGGCCAGUGGGACCUGGUGCUGAAUCAGCUCAACAAACAGCUGCAAAGGCUUCAGGAUAGAGUACGGGCCCUGAAGGAAGGUGGCCCCAUACCCGAAGCCAGCAACAGCCGCCUGCGCAGCCUGGAGAGCAGCUUGGCUUGGGUGGAACAGCUUCUGAUGGAUGGAAAGAGUCUGAGUGGUUCGAUGCUGCAGCAGCUCAACAACCUCUUAACAGAUGCGAGGGCCGACAUGGAUAAGCUAUGGGACUACCUGCAAGAUACAGAUUCAUGCCUGGAUCGCACUGAAAGGAAAGUGACAGAGCAGAGGGGCCACCUCAACGUACUGAACGAAGAAGUAGACGAACUGAACCAGACAGUCAACUUCCUUAGAAGUCAGCUGGGAAAGAUAGUAAAUGCCAGCUUCAGUGAGUCUUUCCGUAGCAUCGUGGAGUACUUCCAGCAGUCAGAACGGGCCCUGAGGCAGGCCAACGCCUCCGUUCGAGGACGUCAAAGUCCCGCAGUCCAAGCCAAACAUACCCGGCUGGUCACAGUUGAGCUGUUGAGACAAAGAGGAGAUGCUUUUCGCAAGAGGGCAGCUACUCGCCAAAGGACUCUGACUAACAUCCAACGAAAAGUCGAUGCCCUCCACCUGAACAGGAUCAACCAGAAAAUCUGCGGAGGUUCUGGAGAAGAGGUCUGUGAAAAAGCUCCUUGUGGAGGAGCUUCCUGUAAGGACAGUUCCGGUCAAAGGCACUGUGGAGGUCCUGGUUGUACUGGAGCUCUUCCUGUGUCCAUCAAGGCCCUCCAGUCUGCCCAGAACCUUUCACAGCAGCUGGAGACCACAGCAGGUCAGCUGAUCACCAUUGUUAACAAGGUGCAAGAGGUCCAGAACCUGGCACAGGAUGCCAGGAACCAUGCUCAGGACACCUUGGACCACGCUCAAGGAGCUCGGAACCAGGUGGAGAAAUCCACAGCCAAGCUGAGGGAAUUCAUCCAGAAGAUAAAAGACUUCCUAGCAGAGGAAGGUGCCGAUCCAGAGAGCAUUGAGCUGGUGGCUCAACAGGUCCUGAACAUCCCCCAGCCCAUCAGUCAAAGUCAGAUCGACAGUCUGAUUAAGGAAAUCUGGGACAGAAUCAGCCAGCUUAACAGAGUGGAUGUUAUCCUGAACUGCACAGUGCAAAACCUGACCCUUGCUAGGGAUUUGCUGACCAAAGCAGAACAGGCCAGGAAAAAAGCAGAAGGUGUACAGGGAACUGUGGCAGAAACAUCUGGAGCACUAGACAAUGCCAAGGACAAAGUGAAGGCAGCCGAGCGAGCCCUGAAAAAAACAAAGGAAGCCAUCCAGAGCGUGGAAGGCAAAGUCAAACAGGUGAAGCCAGCCAAUUUGUAUUUCUUGGAAGGAAGGGAGUUGUGGGUAAUAGUCAAGAUCCUGGAUAGCUUUUAAGGUAUCCUGUGCUUUCAGUGGGCAGCUGCCAAGUAUUUUCCGUACCUGGCCUUUCAUCCUGCCCUUCCAUGACUCUGCAGGUAAGACUCAAACUCAGCUUCUGCUUUUGGGCCACUUGCAUGCCAUUUUCCUGUCAACAAAGUAAUUGCUGCCUUCUCCUGGGAAUCAUAUUUGUAUUCCCAGAUUGAUUUAUAGCUGCGGUAUUUUCUUGACAUCCCCCAUCCAGGUAUUAACCAGAUCCAAGCCACUUUUGGACUCUCGUUCAGUGGUGAUGAGUGCAACUCUUAAGGCAGGGGUCCCCAACUCCUGGUCCUUGGACUGGUACUGGGCCACGGCAUGGCAGCAACCGGUCCGCACAAACAAGCAAAGGCCCAUCUGUGGGAUGCAGGCAACACACAAAAUCAUGCACUCUCCGGUCUAUGGAAAAACCUUUCUGCAUGGAACCGGUCUCUGGUGCCCAAAAGGUUGGGAACCUCUGUCUUAAGAGACCCGAAAGACAAGUAUAGUAUGUCCUGGAAAAACUCUAUCUAAGUGGUCUCUGGGAGUUGAAAACAACUUGAUGGCACAUCCUCCUUUGCUUUUCAGCAUCACCCAAGACUGGCAUUUAAGAAAACGUUCUUUAAUGCCUCCAAUAAGAAAUUGCUCUUUAAUUUCAUUCUAAAGCGGAAAAUGUAAUAGAUAUUUCCAGAGAGCAAAAACUCUUUAAUUAAGCCAGUGGAUUAUGAUUCUAUGAAGGUUUAGUUAACAUUUACCUACCUAAUAGCAGUGUUCCUCAACCUUGGCCACUUUAAGAUGUGUGGACUUCAACUCCCAGAAUUCCCCAGACAGCACACAUAUUAACUUAUCAGGGUUGAGAAACACUGCCUAAUAGUACCAAGCUCAUUGAAGGGGAUUGUGUUGUGCUUCCCUCUCUUAAGUGUCCAUUGUUGUUUAUAAGAUCAUUUCACCAUAUAUCACCACCAUGCACCUUUUAAGAGGCCUCUGGUUAAUGCAUUAAGUAUAGCUUAUCUCAUACCCACAGUAUCCCUGCUUUAUCUGGCUUUUAAAGCAUCUUCAUGUCAGAAGAUGCCGCCUACAUACGGAAUGUCAACCAAUCUAGUCUUGACUCGAAUAUAAUAUACCCACGUCUCCAAUGUUAUGGAAUUACCAUUAAUACAUUAUAGAGGUACAUAUAAUGCAACGUUCAUAAUGCUAAAAUAUCACAUAUACACAUAUAAAUAUAAAUUUAGACCUUUAUGGUGCCGCAAGACAGUUACGUCUGCUACCAAAUGUUGUCAUUGCUACUAGAAAAUGGUCCAGUAAUCAAGACUAUCUGUCAGUACCAUAUGUCAUACACUGAACUUGCCAGUUUAUUUUAUGAAAUUGUUAAAACAAGCAAAAUAGCAUAGUACUAAAACGUCAGACUGAAGGGUUAUUUAUGAAAUGGAAAUGAAGGGUUACUUUUCUGAUUAUGGAAGAUUUAAAAAAGUCUUUUGACACAUUAUUCUUAAACAUCAGAAGGCAGAUUUAUUAGAAAUAUAGAUACAGGUAAUUCUUGACUAAUGACCGUUCAAAGUUACGACAGGCCCACUUGGGGCUACUUAGGACCAGAUUUGAUGGUCACCUUUACUAUUGUCACGUGAUCAAAUUUCACUUGGGCAACAUGGUCGCUUGUACAGUCAUUUGCAGCCUCCCACAGUCAUGUGACUGCAUUUUAUGAUGGGUUUGCUGAAAAUUGGCACUCAGUUCUGUUUGGCAAAGCUGCGACCUCUGCAAAAAAGAUCAUAAAAUUGUUUUAUGACCAACAUGACUUAUGACUGUAAUUCUGAGGCUCAGUUACAAUCAUAAGUCAAGGAUUGCCUAUACAUCCUUUGCAACUAUCAUUUUAUUGCCCUAUAUAUUAUACAAUAUCUUUCUCUAAUUUAUUGCAUUCAUCAUUUUCUCCUAUGCAUUUUUUUCUUAUCUUAUCAUCCCUCCAGCAAGCAUUCUUUUUCAUAUUUCAUAUUAAUGUAAUUCCACAAACUCUCUGUACUCUGCAGCUUAAUUCUUAUCUUUCUGUUCCAUAUAACUUCCAAAUCCCCUUUCUUUAUACUCAUUUUCUAUUAAUCCUGGCUCCUCCUGUAUUAGGAGAUUAAUCUGUCUUCUAAUGCUGUUUCAUGCGAGGCUCAUGCUUUCUCUUGUAGUUAGUAUACGUUUCAUUUCUUUCACUCCCUUCCUUUCUUCCAGGUUGAUUUUUCUCUAAUCCACUCGUGAGGUCUCAUAUUCAGACCUUCUUACUCUACUUGGAUCGUCAGUCAUUCUUUCAAGGCUUUCAUCAUAGACCAUCAAAUCAAUCAGCUUUUUUAUGCUUGCGCAUGAAUGGAUUUAUGGUUAAAAUAUUCUGCAUAUUCUAAAGAAACAUAUAAUUAUUUCUGAACAGAAGUUGCCAAACUAUGAUCGUUCUUAUUCAUUCGAACAACCCAAUCAC
Molecule: messenger RNA, 8040 nt
Organism: Crotalus tigris (Tiger rattlesnake)
Lineage: Eukaryota; Metazoa; Chordata; Lepidosauria; Squamata; Viperidae
Product: laminin subunit beta-4-like
Exons: 32
Coding region: 465-5594 (1709 amino acids)
Biological process (GO): substrate adhesion-dependent cell spreading; cell migration; basement membrane assembly
Cellular component (GO): laminin trimer
Source: RefSeq, a predicted model, not a curated record